Symbiodinium sp. CCMP2592 is the source of this 1476-nucleotide messenger RNA. The record is from the annotation of a GenBank genome assembly. Lineage: Eukaryota; Dinophyceae; Suessiales; Symbiodiniaceae.
AUGGAGACCAAGAGGAUGAUGGACGACUCCAACUUCACUGGCUACACGCUGCUUUUCCUGAUCGGUAUUUUUGGAUUCUUCCUGUCCAAGAGCCAUUUGAAGCCUUUGUUCGUGCCUCGGUUUCGGAAUUGGUCCGUGGCCAACAUCGCCGCGGCCAGCGCCGGCGCGAUUAUUGUGGUGUGUGUUGCUGCAUCCUCAGACAGCGUGUCCCGCGUGAACAGCACUGGAGAUGCCACCGCCAUGGCGAUGUGGGUCUCCUUGCUGUUUUCCUUCUACAAGUUCGGACUGCAUGAUCUCCUCCGGAUGUCGCGGGAAGCUGCCUGGAAGAUUCACUACGCCUUCGGCAUCUUCACGAUUCUCAUGGGGAUGUUCCACGCCGGAAUAGUUUUCCGUCGUCUUGGCAACAAUGUGUUCCACGAACUCCUUGCAGUCUUCGGCCUGGUAGGUUUGAUCCUGAUGAUCUUGGGCGUGGUGCCCGCCCUCUUCGUGCGCUACGAUCGGUGGAAGUCGCUCCACUUCCUGAGUUUCCUCGGGCUUCUGUUCACGAUCUACCACGCCGUGGUUGAAGCUUUCAAGCGCAAGACGCCGGUCACCAUUACCACUGCCAUCCUGAAUUCAACUGCUGUAUUGGCGUAUCUGGGCCAGAAGAUCUACACCCAUGUGGCCACCAAGUAUGCCGUGGUGCAGAAGAGUGAGGUUUCCGUGGAGCCGCGGUCCUCCCACGUCUUCCUGGAUCUCAGCAUUCCGGGCUUCGCCUUUCAAGCUGGGCAGUGGGGGCGACUGCGUGUACCCAGCCUCUCCUCCGUCGCACAUCCGUUCACCCUCGUCCCCGGCCGCGAUGGGGCCACUGUGAGUCUCUGCAUCAAGGUGGGUGGAAAAUUCACUUCCCAGCUCGCAGAGUGCUGCCAAGUUGGAAAACCUCCGGCCAUGUGCCUUCAAGGCCCCUACGGCUGUCCAUGCCAACCAGCCAAGGAGACACAGCGAGCCGUCUUCGUGCUGGGCGGUGUCGGAAUUACACCCGCCCUGUCGCUGGCAACCCGCGAGCAUACGUCGGGACGGCAGGUCGACCUCUUCUGGGCUCUUCGCAGCGAAGCCUUGCUUCAGUAUGCAGCACCUUUUCUGGAGUUGUGCUUGAGUUCCCGGAGCUGCGUGCAUUUGCGUGGCAAGGCUUUCGGAGAAGACAGGCCCCUUCCUUUGCACGCACGACAUGGAUCGAAAGAGCUGCGAGCCUGGCUCGCCGAGCUUGGCAAGAGCUAUGCUGACGGAGUUAGCGCAGCCAGCAUAUUCGUCUGUGGUCCCGAGAACAUGGUCCGUGAGGUGAAGCAGUUUCUCCUGGAAGAUGCCAGCUUCACUCAGUGGUCACUGCAUGUGGAGGAGUUCCACUUCUUGCCUCAGAUUCCCAGUCGGGGGGCGCCGAGCAACCAUGCGGAGACGAAGCUUGCAGAUAAAGAAGGUGACGUGGCCGUGGCCGUGUGA